This is a messenger RNA of Mesorhabditis spiculigera, 1902 nucleotides long. NCBI's taxonomy places the organism in Eukaryota, Metazoa, Nematoda, Chromadorea, Rhabditida, Rhabditidae. The record is from the annotation of a GenBank genome assembly.
AUGCUAAAAAUUCCUAAAGACUUGAUGGUCACUUAUCAUCUCAACCGAAACCGGUUACACGGCAUCGAAUCACUGUUCCGGCUCUGCAUUUUCUUUCCUUCACUCUUCACCGACAAGCCGACGAUGGCCGGUGGAGCUGUGGUGGCCGCCUCGAGUUCCGGUCGCCCACAACCCUCCGAGCAGCCGAAAACAACAUUUUACGUGGUGUUGCUCACCUGUUUGGCCUGUGUCGGAGGGCUAUUAUUCGGUUAUGACACAGGCGUGGUUUCGAGUGCCAUGCUCUUCCUGCCCGACAAUCCCGGGAUGAAAGGUCUCAAUACAGUAUGGCAAGAGCUGAUUGUCAGUAUCACGCCGGGUAUGGCUGGUAUUGGAGCGUUAGUGGCAGGAAAAGCUUCCGAUAUGUACGGCCGACGGAUAAUAAUCCUAUCGGCAUCGCUAGUAUUCGGAGUUGGGGCUAUCGUUUGUGCGGUGGCGCCUGAAAAGUGGACGUUAUUGUUUGGAAGAGUGUUGCUUGGAAUAGCUGUUGGCUUUGCUUCCAUGAUCAUCCCCGUCUUCAUCGGAGAAGGAGCCCCAAGUCACAUGCGAGGAACGUUGGUCACAAUUUACCAGUUCAUGAUCGCCGCCGGCUUCAUCGUAGCCAACGGAGUCGCAGCCGGAUUCGCUCAAAUCGACCCGGAAAGGGUGGGCUGGAGGCUGAUGUUUGGGUUUGCCGCCAUUCCGGCUAUAAUUCAGUUUGUUGGAUUCAUGUUCCUGCCCGAUACCCCGAGAUAUCUCUUCAACCAGGGGCGCAGCGACGAGGGCGAGGAAGUGUUGGCAAAGAUCUACGGUGGCCACAAAGAAUGGAUAAAUUACGAAAUCGAAGAAAUCCGAGAUGCCAUCGAAAUGGAGGAGAAUGCGAAGAAAGAAUUUGAAGGCCAAAUGAUCAUCUCGCGCGUGUUCCAAACCCCUCAUGUCCGACGGGCUCUUUUCGUUGGUUGUUCGCUGCAGAUGUUCCAGCAGUUGAUCGGGAUUAACACGUUACUAUACUACACCGGAAAAAUCAUCCAGUCUGCUGGAAUUGAAGACAAGACGAGCACGAUUCUGAUUUCCUGUGCUAUUUCCGCUGUCCAAGCCGUUGCCACUUUUAUCCCGAUGAAGCUGAUCGAGUGGAAGGGACGAAGGGCGAUCACAUUGGUGUCGAUGGUCGGCGUCUUCAUCUCACUCUGCCUUAUGGGCGGAGCGUUCUUGAUGGUUAAUAAGGACUCCGUCUCCUUGAAUCCAAACGAUCUCUCCGGGCUCCCCAGUAACGCCAGUGCGUACGACGAGUUCAAGAAGUGCAAUGAUUUUACAAACUGCGAUUUCUGCGUAACUGCCCCUCACUGCGGCUUCUGCCACUCUACCAAUAAUGAUAAAGCUGGACAAUGUUUGCCAACAAAUAUGGAUAGUGAUAGCCAGAGUACCAUGGGGUACUGUGUAAAUGAUGUGAAUACGAUGGCCAACGUAACUUAUAAAUUCACGCAUUACUGCGCUACAAAGUACACGAUGCUUCCCAUUAUCGUGAUGGUGAUCUACUUGGUGUGCUUCGCUUUUGGUAUGGGACCGAUGCCAUGGGUCUACAACGCGGAGAUAUAUCCCCUAUGGGCCCGUUCUACUUGUGUAUCUUUGGCCACUUUCACAAACUGGCUUUUCAACCUGAUCGUCGCGCUGACUUUCUUAUCGCUUGGUGAAGCCAUCACCAAAUACGGCUCCUUCUUCCUCUACGCCGGCUUCACCGCCGUCGGUUUCGUCGUCUUCUACUUCUUCAUGCCCGAAACUAAAGGGCUCCAAAUGGAAGAAAUCGAGCAUCUUUUCAAAACCAAGGCAGAACGAAGGAAGACUAACUACAGCGCACACAACCCGGGGCUUGAGAUGCAGGACAAAUAC